Molecule: messenger RNA, 2864 nt
Organism: Mercenaria mercenaria
Lineage: Eukaryota; Metazoa; Mollusca; Bivalvia; Venerida; Veneridae
Product: eukaryotic translation initiation factor 6
Exons: 7
Coding region: 114-851 (245 amino acids)
Biological process (GO): maturation of LSU-rRNA; assembly of large subunit precursor of preribosome; maturation of 5.8S rRNA
Cellular component (GO): cytosol; preribosome, large subunit precursor; nucleolus
Molecular function (GO): ribosomal large subunit binding
Source: RefSeq, a predicted model, not a curated record
AUGACGUAGUACACAGACAGCGUGAUUGCGAAAGAGAAAUUUCAUUAUUUUGAUACACGUUUGUGCAAUUCUUUCAUUUAAAAGACAACUGAUCACUAUAUUUAGAAACAGAUAUGGCAGUUCGCGCCCAGUUUGAAGGUAAUAAUGAAAUUGGCGUGUUUUCAAAGCUGACAAACACGUACUGCCUCACAGCGAUUGGAGGUUCAGCAAAUUUUUACAGUGUAUUUGAAGGUGAAUUAUCAGAGGUAAUACCUGUUAUACACAGUAGUCUCGCAGGAUGCAGAAUCAUCGGCCGUAUGUGUGUUGGAAACCGCCAUGGUCUUCUAUUACCAAUGAGCACCACAGAUCAAGAAUUGCAACACAUCAGGAACUCAUUACCAGAUGCUGUAAAAGUACAGAGAGUUGAAGAGAGGUUAUCUGCCCUUGGCAAUGUGAUUGCAUGCAAUGAUUAUGUAGCAUUGGUCCACCCAGACCUCGAUAAGGAGACAGAAGAGAUGAUAGCUGAUAUAUUAAAGGUUGAAGUGUUUAGACAGACAAUUGCUGAUAACGUUUUAGUAGGCAGCUACUGUGCAAUAAGUAAUAAUGGUGGAUUGGUACAUCCAAAAACAUCAAUUCAAGACCAAGAUGAACUUUCGUCAUUAUUGCAAGUCCCGUUAGUGGCAGGAACAGUAAACCGAGGUAGUGAUGUUAUUGGGGCAGGGUUAGUGGUAAAUGAUUGGAUAGCAUUUUGUGGUUUAGACACAACUAGUACUGAACUCUCAGUUAUAGAAAGUGUAUUUAAACUUGGAGAUGCCCAACCUAGUACUAUAGCACAAGAUAUGAGAAGUUCUUUAAUUGACAGCAUGACGUAAAUAAGAAAGAAAAAGAAACAGCCCUUGUAUAAAAUUUCAUGAAGAUCUUUGAAGCAGAAAAGACUAGAAUAUGAAGAACACAAACUGUUGGGGAUUAAUAUAUCUUGAUGUGUUGGGAGUUGACUUCGCAAUCAUGAACUGUAAAUUUACUAACAUAGGGUGAAAUCAGUUUACACAAGGAAUAUGAAUAAUGUAUCGUAAUGUUUACAAGUACUUGAUUCACCAAGAGUUGUCUUUUCGAUCAUGAGCUGUAAAUUUACUAACAUACAAUGGAAUCAGUAGACACUAGGAAUAUGUGUAAUGUAUCGUAUCAGUUACAAAUUGUAUUAUACCUCAACUGAGUUUACCUGUUCAAAAUGCCUGGAAACAUUUUUAUGGCAUGUAUGAUGUGAUAUUAUGAUGGCAAAUCCUGUGAAAGUAGCUAACCAGUCUUAAAAUAGAUGUAGGGAUUUCUGCAAUUAAACAGACUUAAGAUUUUUCACUAAAUUUAAUUUUGUCUUGGCUGACAUUGUUUUUCCUUGGGUUGCAUUGUCACCCUCAGAGGCAUGUGAUUUUUUCAUAUACAGAAUGGAGGAAAAAUCUAUUUUCAUAUCAUAUAUUUUGUAUUUUAUAUUCUAUUCACCAUAACUUUUGAAAAUUCCUGUAUCCAACAUAUACAUUGGGUCGGAGUCUAACUCCAACCCAAGUUUAGAGAGCCUACAUUAGUCCCGGUGGUAGGUUUUGUUUUCAUAGAAUUUAGGUAGGAAGAUUGGAAAAUAUUGUUUCUCACUUUUAAAAUGUAUGUGCUAAGUAAGUUAUAAAGUGAUUGACCAGAACUGUAAUUAUUUGAAAGAAGUCUUAACAGAGUGGGAUCAGAGUAAUAUUUUAAAACAAAAUCCUGUACACUGUACCUGGGGUAGGUUAAGGUAAUUCAGCACAUUUCGUAUCUGGAUAAUGCAGAAUUAAGCUUGGACUUGGCAUACAGAAUGGAAAAUAAUUAUGCAUAUAGAAUUAAUGUUAUAUUGUGUUUACUUUCAUAAAAAUGACAACAUUUACUUUCUGUCUGAAGAUAAAAUAUUAUAUCAGAAAUGUUCAUGUGUCAGGAAUUUCAAAAAUCCCUUCUUGAAAUUUGCGGAUUUCUUAAAAAAUGGCAAAUUUCUCGAGAACAAAAACUUGAACCAUUACAUUUUAAUUAAACAUAGAUAAUUUGUUGAUUUACAUCUGUGAAAACUUUUAUUAAAAUCUAAAUUUAAAAAAAUAUUCUAUUUGCAAAACUGUAAUCAAAAUACCGUUUCCCCACAGACGCCCAUCACAUUAAAAAAAACUUGCACAAUCUGUAUUUUUUAGGUCAGUAUAGUAAAAAGUCAAGCAAACAACUCCAUCUAUGCAUUUUCAUAGAUUUUUUUUAAUGACUUAAGUGUAAGGCAAAGACUUCUUUAUGUUUCAUCACCUUAGUUGAAUCUGAUAUAUCUGUUAUACAGAUAAAAUAGCUCUGCACUUUGCUGAUAAUACAUGCGCCAGAUUUCAACUGAAACAGUAAAAAAGUUGAGAAAAAAUAAUAGUGAUUUUGAAAAGCCAUUAAUACCAAUGCUAGGAAGUAAUAUUGUACAAUAAAUGGAUCAUGGGACUUAAACUAAGUUCUUCAACCAUUGUUUCAUUUCUAGACUGGCUCCUAUCCCCAUGUUUUCUCUGUCAUGUUUCUUGUAUAAGUUUUCUUUGUUAACAGUGGAGGUAACUCAAGCAGGUUAUUUCUACAUUGACAUUAUUUAUUCCCCCUGACUCUGAACAUAGGUUCAGCCAACGGAUAAAAAUAUACUAUUUCAGAGGCAUAAAAUUUAAUGUUUGCAGUAUUAAAAAUAAUAAUAACCAUGCAGCCAGGGAGUCAGGCUGUUUCAUCUCCUGUACAGCUUACAUAAAGUUUUGUUUAUCAUGCCAUUUAUAUAUAUAUAUAUCAAUCAGUGCAUACAUCAGAAAGUUUGUUUCAUAUAUGAAUAAGCUGUCUUUGAUAUGGAAAAUUAAAGGUAGCCAUGCUGA